Molecule: messenger RNA, 1651 nt
Organism: Ascoidea rubescens DSM 1968
Lineage: Eukaryota; Fungi; Ascomycota; Saccharomycetes; Ascoideales; Ascoideaceae
Exons: 1
Coding region: 70-1539 (489 amino acids)
Source: RefSeq, a predicted model, not a curated record
UUUCAAUCUUUCACCAUCUAAACAUUCCAUCUACUGUCGUUUGAAUUAGAAUUCCCGCUGCCUUUGCAAAUGUUCAACUUUGGUACCAACAAUAACUCUGAUGCUAAUAAUCCUUUGAAGAGGAACAUCAGCUUCAAUCCAACCCCAGCUCCCACCUCAAACUUGUUUGGCAAUCCCACUGGCUUCAACACCAAUACCAAUAAUCAAAAUCAAAAUCAAAAUCAAAAUAAUAAUCUUUUCAAUCCUAAUCCAACAAAAAAACUUAAUUUUACUCCUUUUAAUACCAACAUCACAAUUACUCCCACUGCUAAUAAUAACAAUAACACCGGCAAUGCCUUUGCUUUUAAGCCAACCAAUAACCUUUUCUCCUACCCCAUUACAAAUACAAAUACAAAUACAAAUCUAAAUACAAAUAUAAAUCCUAUUUCAAACACAAACCCCAACCCAAAUACUAAUUCUAAUUCUAUUUCUAAUACUGAUAAUACAAAUAUCAUCAACUCCACUGUUUCUAAUAACCUAAGCAACAAUUUGACCACCAACAAUAACACCACUAGCAUCAACAACCAAUUGCCUGUUAUAACUCUAUUAACAAGAGUCAGCGAUUUACCAACUCCAUAUCAAAACGAAAUUCAACAGUUGAAUGAUUUAAUUAAUGACCAGUUUAAAGUUUACGAAUCUCUCAUCAAAAAUAAAUCCAUUCACCAUAAUCUAAUUAAGUCAAUCCCAAACGAUAUCAACUUCUUAUCAAUCAAUUUAAACUCAAUCAACAACUCCCUAAAUAAUGACAAAAACUGCUUGAACGACUUGAAAAAAAAAUCCCUAUCUUUAAUUCAAACUUGCGAAAAUAUUGUAUCAAUCCUAAAUCUCAACAACAACCAAAAUACUACUCAAAAUAUUAACCAAAAUAAUAACCAACAAAUUCAAAAUGACCAAAAUAACCAAAAUAUUAACAUCACUUUAUCUGACUCCUCAAACCCAAAACAAAUAUUAGACAACUUAGAAAAAUUGUCAAAUCUAAUGAAUAAUCCUACUCCAAAUAUUAACAACAACAAUCCUAACAAAAACACAACUACAACCACUGCCAAUUCCAAUCCUAACAACACCAUCAAUAAUCAAAAUUUAAUCUCAAAAAAUAACAAAAAUUCAACAAAAUCCCUAUAUAAAUUCUUUCAAGAUAAAUUAAUUGAAUUCAAGCUCAAAUAUAACACCUUAAACACUUUACUAAACGAUAUCGAAUUAUCUUUUAAUGAUCUAGAAGAUAAUACAAAUAGACUACUAUUAAUUAAUAACCAAAUCGACCAAAAUAAUCAAAACCAAAAUAACCAAAAUCCACAAAAUAACAACUCAAAAAACCGAAUUUUAUCUAAAAAUAUUAACAACAAAAACUACCAAAAUGUUCAGUGGAAAAACAACCAUCUACUUAACAAUAAUAGCCUCCAAAGUUUAAUUGAUUCUAUAAAUGAAGAAUAUUAUUUAUUCCUAGACGUUUCAAAUAAUUUAGCUGAAUCUCAUUAUGAGAUUAAAAAAUUAUCUCAAUAAUCGUUUCAUCUUUGCUUUUUUUUUUCCUUUCCAAUUUUUCUUUUAUAGUAUUUAUUUUAAAUAAAACGCAUCGUAAAUAACAAAAGUUACGAAAUCUCGCAUUUCAAUACAG